CAAACCAUGACCCUCAACUAUUCAAUAGUUUCAGUGGAGACCUUUGUUUCCCCUUCUUAUCAUGACGGAGAAAAGUGUAACUGUCCACUUUUCUCCCCGGUUGGCUGAAGAUCUCUUGGAGUGGGACCUGUCGUCCUCCCCUAGUCCCCUCCCACCAAUGAUCCAAUCAUUCUAGUGCAACUCAUCCUAUCGUGGAUUGGCACGAUCCAGUCAACCUGGUCCUCGGUUGAAGGGCAGGGCGAGAAGGGUGGUCUGGAAGCUAGCUUCCUCUCUCCUUACUGCGUCAUCCGCACCACGUAGGUGUGGACUGGACGCACAUUCCCCAAACGAACGGGUUCGCAUCGGGGUUGCGCCAAAUCCACGCUCAAGAAUGGGAUUGCUGCUUCUGCCGAGAACUCUUAUUAGAACUUUUUAGCUCUCAAAAUUCUACCGACUAGUCGCUCUUCUGUUUUUGUCCUCCUGUGAUUAUUCCCGACCCCGUUCUCAUCAUCCUGGUGCAACGUGCCGCCUCGUUCCACUUCACUGGUCCUUAUUUUUGCUUUAUCCUUUGACCCUGCAGUUUGACUUUUAUUGACCUUUGACGGUCCUGCUUGGUUGAGCCUUGUCGGCAUUUCACUCUCGCCUCAGUUUGGACUCAUUAAUUCCAACUCAACCAACAUGGGGACGUUCGGGUCGCAGACCAGCGUGUACAAUCGGCUGGUCUCCGUCUUCGUGGCCAUUGGGUCCUUGACCUAUGGCUAUUGCGCCUCCAUCAUUUCUAGCACCAUCGGUCAGCCCGGCUGGUAUACCUACUUCAACCUACCCACCGAGAAAGAGCCUGGGUAUGCCACCGUCACCACUCCGGUUAUCGCCACGGCCAAUGGUGUCUUCAGUGCCGGAGGGGCCGUAGGGUCCCUAUUCAUCAUGUGGUCAUGUGAAUUCUUUGGUCGCAAGGUCAAUAUUCAGUUGGGGGCCUUCUUUUCCAUGUUUGGAGGUGCCCUCCAAGGUGGUGCAAACUCCAUCGAAAUGUUCCAAGCUGGUCGUUUUAUCUGCGGUCUCGGAAUCGGUAUCCUCGUGACCGUGUGUCCCAUGUACCUCUCGGAGAUGUCGAGUGCCUUCCGCCGAGGCUGGCUCGUCGGCCACCACGCCAUCUUCCUCGUCUUCGGCUACAUGCUGGCAGGCUGGGUUGGCUUCGCUUGCUACUACGCCGAGGGAAAGCUGGGCACAUUUGGGUGGAGGUUUCCGCUGUGUCUUCAGUGUCUGCCGGCCCUGGUCCUCCUGCUGGGAUCCCCAUGGCUGCCUCGAUCCCCGCGAUGGCUCAUCUCCAAGGGCAAAUUCGAGGAGGCCAAGGUGGUGCUGGAGAAACUCCGCGCAUCGCCGGAUGACCCCCAGCACCUCGUCGCGAAGGAGGAACUCUACCAAACAAAAGAACAGAUCCGUCUCGAAGCGGAGCGACUGGCUACGUAUGGCAACGUGUGGAAAGCGGUGCUGCAGAAGCCGUCCUACAGGAAGCGUAUGGCCAUCGGCUUUCUCACCCAGUGGGGUGCGGAAUUUGGCGGUCCUCUCAUCAUCAACAACUAUGCCGUGAUUCUGUACACGAAUCUGGGAGAGACUGGAUCAAUGCCCCUGCUUCUUGCUGCCGUCUGGCUAACCACAGCUGGUGUCAUUUACAACCCUCUGGGUGCUUGGCUGCAUGACAAGGUGAACUCGCGUCGCGGCAUGUACAUCACCGGUUUUGUGGGGAUUAUCAUCAGCACGAGCUGUCUAGCUGCGAUGACGGCCGAGUAUGCCGGCACCACAAACAAGGUCGGAAACGGCUUUGGGAUUUUCUUCAUGUUUCUAUAUCUGGCUUUCCAGGGAACCUGCUGCGACACCACGAUGUACCUCUACGUGUCGGAAAUCUUCCCAACCGAGAUCCGACCUAUUGGCAUGGGAUUUUCGCUUUUCGGACAGUUUGCCGCGACCCUCAUCCUGCUCCAAACUGCCCCGAUGGGUUUCGCCGACGCUGGCUGGAAGUACUAUUUGGUUAUCAUCUGCUGGUCGGCUGUCUUCAUUCCCAUUAUCUAUUUCUUCUUCCCCGAAACUGCCCGCCUCACGCUGGAGGAGAUCGCCAAGAACUUCGGCGAAGAAGUCGCCGUAAACCUCACCGAGGCAACAGACGAAGAGAAGGCCCAACUCGAGCGGGACAUUGUCGCGCGCUCGGACAGCUUGGUGGCAGGCGACGACACCCGCAAGGAGAUGGAAGCUACCAGCACCACGCCCGAUUCGGACCGGAGAGAAUCAAGGUAGAAAAAGAGUCCAGGCGGGACUCGAAGCCUCACCGACGAAACGUUGAAACUUCAUAGUCCGGUGGGAAAUUAAAAAAAAGUCGGCUCUGCGCAGAGCACGCAGAGCACGAGCAAUGGAUGGUCAGACCAAUCCGAUUCAAUACAUUAAGGUUAAUUCUGCGGGCAUAAAAACAGCCCCCCUUUCUAU
Molecule: messenger RNA, 2454 nt
Organism: Aspergillus candidus
Lineage: Eukaryota; Fungi; Ascomycota; Eurotiomycetes; Eurotiales; Aspergillaceae
Product: putative MFS sugar transporter
Exons: 8
Coding region: 658-2268 (536 amino acids)
Biological process (GO): carbohydrate transport; transmembrane transport
Cellular component (GO): membrane
Molecular function (GO): carbohydrate:proton symporter activity
Source: RefSeq, a predicted model, not a curated record